AUGGCUGCACAGACAAGUGAGAAGCUAGAGAAGCUUGACCUGAACGGUCAGAACGGCGACUCCGCCGCGGCCCCAGCGAAAGCGGGCCAAACGGAAGCCGGCGAGGCGGAGGACGACUCGGAUGAUGAUGCAGACGAUACCAAUGCUGCUGCUACUGGUGCGACUGACGGAGCAGCCAAAAAGAAGAAGAAGCGCAAGCCAAAGAAGAAGAAGAAGGGCGGUGCCAAGGUUCAGAGCUCUCCCCCUCGGGUCCCGGUGUCAAACCUAUUCUCGAACGGCCAGUACCCCGAAGGUGAGAUCGUCGAAUAUAAGAAUGAGAACUCGUAUCGCACAACCAACGAGGAAAAACGCUAUCUCGACCGCAUGAACAAUGACUUCCUGCAAGAGUAUCGCCAGGGUGCCGAGGUUCACCGUCAAGUCCGCCAGUAUGCGCAGAAGAACAUCAAGCCCGGCCAGACCUUGACGGAGAUCGCGGAGGGUAUUGAGGACUCCGUCCGCGCUUUGACCGGUCACCAGGGUCUUGAGGAGGGCGACAACCUCAAAGGUGGCAUGGGUUUUCCCUGCGGUUUGAGCAUCAACCACUGCGCCGCUCACUACACCCCGAAUGCGGGCAACAAAAUGGUCUUGCAGCAGGGUGAUGUGAUGAAGGUUGAUUUCGGAGCGCAGCUCAACGGACGUAUUGUUGACAGUGCGUUUACCAUGUCCUUUGACCCCGUGUAUGAUCCUCUGCUUGAGGCCGUCAAGGAUGCUACCAAUACUGGUAUUCGCGAGGCUGGAAUUGAUGUUCGCAUGUGCGACAUCGGUGCCGCUAUCCAGGAGACUAUGGAGAGUUACGAAGUCGAACUAAACGGAACUACGUAUCCCAUAAAACCUAUCCGUAACCUUAACGGCCAUAACAUCGACCAGCACGUCAUCCACGGCGGCAAAAGCGUCCCUAUCGUGAAAGGCGGAGACCAGACCAAGAUGGAAGAAGGUGAAGUUUUCGCUAUUGAAACCUUCGGUAGUACCGGAAAGGGCUACGUGAGAGAAGACAUGGAAACCUCUCACUAUGCGCUGGUCCCGAAUGCACCUCAGGUUCCUCUACGGUUGUCGUCUGCUAAGAACUUGCUGAACGUCAUCAACAAGAACUUCGGCACUUUGCCCUGGUGCCGUCGCUAUCUCGAUAGACUGGGCCAGGAGAAGUAUCUUCUUGGUCUGAACAACUUGGUUUCGUCUGGAAUUGUCCAAGAUUACCCGCCUCUUUGUGAUGUCAAGGGCUCCUACACGGCCCAAUACGAACAUACCAUCGUACUCCGGCCUACCGUAAAGGAGGUCAUCAGCCGUGGAGAGGACUACUAA
This is a messenger RNA of Aspergillus puulaauensis, 1338 nucleotides long. RefSeq names its product methionine aminopeptidase 2 (gene MAP2). The transcript has 7 exons. Gene Ontology annotation, biological process: proteolysis. The record is from RefSeq and is a predicted model, not a curated record. The coding region runs from base 1 to 1338 and encodes 445 amino acids. Gene Ontology annotation, molecular function: metalloaminopeptidase activity. Lineage: Eukaryota; Fungi; Ascomycota; Eurotiomycetes; Eurotiales; Aspergillaceae.